Alexandromys fortis (reed vole) is the source of this 12888-nucleotide messenger RNA. It is a transcript of the gene Trpm3, whose product is annotated as transient receptor potential cation channel subfamily M member 3. The transcript is spliced from 20 exons. The record is from RefSeq and is a predicted model, not a curated record. Gene Ontology annotation, cellular component: plasma membrane. Lineage: Eukaryota; Metazoa; Chordata; Mammalia; Rodentia; Cricetidae. Gene Ontology annotation, biological process: protein tetramerization; metal ion transport; monoatomic cation transmembrane transport. Gene Ontology annotation, molecular function: monoatomic cation channel activity. Bases 1863 to 5777 code for a protein of 1304 amino acids.
UACCCAAUUUUUUUCAAUAAUUUAUAUUUAAUAUUAUUAUUAGCAUAUGUAUUCCUAACAUACAAAAAUAGUGCAGUCCUGGUUAUGAUCUUGUGUCCAAGUUUUGAUUUCUUUCUCAUCCUCACCUAGACCAUCAUCCACCCAUACCCAUACCCACCUAGACCAUGAUACACUGAUCCUCAUCCCCACCUAUACCAUCAUCUACCCAUCUUCAACCUCACCUAGACCAUCAUCCAUCCUUUCCCAUUCCCACAUAGACCAUCAUCUACCCAUUUCCAACCUCACCUAGACCAUCAUAUACCCAUCCCUGUCUUCACCUAGACUAUCAUCUACCCAUCCACAUCCUCACCUGGACCAUACACCCAAUACCAAUCUCCAACCUCACCUGGACCCUCAUAUACCCAUCUCUAUCCUCACCUAGGCUAUCAUACACCCAUCUCCAACUAGACCAUCAUCUACUCAUCCCCACCUAGAUCAUCAUCCAUCCACCUCCAUCCUCACUUAGACCAUCAUACACCCAUCCCCACCUAGACCAUCAUCUACCCAUCUCUGACCUCACCUAGACCAUCAUACAUGCAUCCCCAUCCCUACCUAGACCAUCAUCUACCCAUCUCUGACCUCACCUAGACAAUCAUAAAUCUAUGCCCAUCCUCACCUAGACCAUUAUACACCCAUCUCCAAUUUAAAACUCAAAAGGACUGUGAAGAUCUAACUUCACUUGGAAUUCUUAUUUCUAACUAUUUUAUAAUCUAAGUAUGCAAAAUUCCCAAUCUAUAUAGCCUCUACACAAAUAUAUGAACCAUGGGCAGUCAAAGAAUCUGAACUCACUCACAUGUUCAAUACAGAGGCAAAGAAUUAAAAUAAAAAGAAAUUGUUUACCACACAUGUGCAUGCAAUUUAAAGUCAUUUCCAAUGAACAUUAUUUUGUGGCAGUGUACUUUCUUUACAAGAAAGGAAGGAAGAAAGGAAGGAAGGAAGGAAGGAAGGAAGGAAGGAAGGAAGGAAGGAUGGAUCUUGCUAGCCUUCAUUGACCAGGAAGGAUUUCUUCAUUGAUUUUUCAUAUUCCAAUGGAAUUGAACAUUCUGCUACAUACAUAUAUUUAUAUAAAUAAACCUAUAUAAGUAAAUGCAUCACUGUCCAAAUAAAAUUAGAUAUAGGGAGCAUACACAUCCUAAUUACAAAGCUUUCAUUUCCAAAUAGAUUAAUAUUUUUGCUGAUUUUUUUAUUUGGGAAUUUAUUUACAUUUUUAAAGUUAAUUUAAUUUAUGGAUUGUUAAAUGAUAUAGCUAUAAGGACUAUGAGUGUGCUUAUUCAGCUAUGUGGCCUUACAUUUUAAAAUCUUAAAGAAACGACCUUUUCUCCCCUUACAUUGUGGUGACCUUUCUAGUCUAUCAUUGAGUUCCUUUCCAAGAAUAUGAAUUGGAAAGAAAAUAUGAAUUGGAAAGAGAAUAUGAAUUGGAAAAGAAUCACUUUGGAAGUGAAUUAUAAUUCGCAAAACUGAUUAUCUCCUCUGAAUGAGAUUGCUUGAGAUAGAAACAGACAGACUGUGUCUAUCACGGCGCAAAUGGGCUUGGAUACACUAGGAGACAAUCACAAUGAAAUGCUUUUUCUGUGUGUGGUGCUGAGGUUAAAAUUAAAUUCUAUGUUUUGUCUUUUCCCUCCCUAUCUGUUCAGUGACAUGUGGUGCCUGGAAGAAAUGGCCAAAGUCCAUUUCCUUAUCACCGUAAUGGGUUUUCUGUUUACCUGUCAUAGUUCCGAGUGAAGCAACUUAUCAAUGAAUCCUUGAGGGACCAGCUGUUGGUGACAAUACAGAAGACCUUCACAUACACUCGCACCCAAGCUCAGCACCUGUUCAUCAUCCUCAUGGAAUGCAUGAAGAAGAAGGAACUGAUCACAGUAUUUCGAAUGGGAUCAGAAGGCCACCAGGACAUUGAUUUAGCUAUCCUGACAGCAUUACUCAAAGGAGCCAAUGCAUCUGCCCCAGACCAACUGAGCUUGGCUUUAGCCUGGAACAGAGUUGACAUCGCUCGCAGUCAGAUCUUUAUUUACGGGCAACAGUGGCCGGUAGGGUCCCUGGAGCAAGCCAUGCUGGACGCCCUGGUUCUGGACAGAGUGGAUUUUGUAAAAUUACUCAUCGAGAAUGGAGUAAGCAUGCACCGUUUUCUCACCAUCUCCAGACUGGAGGAACUGUACAACACGAGACAUGGGCCCUCAAAUACAUUGUACCACUUGGUCAGGGAUGUCAAAAAGCGAGAGUAUCCAGGUUUCGGUUGGAUCUAUUUUAAGGGAAACCUGCCCCCGGACUACAGAAUCAGCCUCAUAGACAUUGGCCUAGUGAUUGAGUACCUGAUGGGCGGGGCUUACCGCUGCAACUACACCCGCAAGCGCUUCCGGACCCUCUACCACAAUCUGUUUGGCCCCAAAAGGCCCAAAGCCUUGAAACUGCUGGGAAUGGAGGAUGACAUUCCCUUGAGGAGAGGAAGAAAGACAACUAAGAAGCGUGAAGAGGAGGUGGACAUUGACUUGGAUGACCCCGAGAUCAACCACUUCCCCUUCCCCUUCCACGAGCUGAUGGUGUGGGCUGUCCUCAUGAAGAGGCAGAAGAUGGCCCUGUUCUUCUGGCAGCACGGAGAGGAGGCCAUGGCCAAAGCCCUGGUGGCCUGCAAGCUCUGCAAAGCCAUGGCUCAUGAGGCCUCUGAGAAUGACAUGGUUGAUGACAUUUCCCAGGAGCUGAACCACAACUCCAGGGACUUUGGCCAGCUGGCUGUGGAGCUCUUGGACCAGUCCUAUAAGCAGGAUGAGCAGCUGGCCAUGAAACUGCUAACAUAUGAGUUGAAGAACUGGAGCAAUGCCACGUGCCUGCAGCUGGCUGUGGCUGCCAAGCACCGUGACUUCAUUGCACACACGUGCAGCCAGAUGUUACUUACUGACAUGUGGAUGGGCCGGCUCCGCAUGCGCAAGAACUCGGGCCUCAAGGUAAUUCUGGGAAUUCUACUUCCUCCUUCAAUUCUCAGCUUGGAGUUCAAGAACAAAGACGACAUGCCUUAUAUGACUCAGGCCCAAGAAAUUCACCUCCAAGAGAAGGAACCAGAGGAGCCAGAGAAGACCACAAAGGAGAAAGAUGAAGAGGACAUGGAGCUAACAGCGAUGCUGGGGCGAAACAAUGGGGAAUCAUCCAGAAAGAAGGAUGAAGAAGAAGUCCAAAGCAGGCACCGGCUAAUCCCCGUGGGCCGAAAAAUCUAUGAGUUCUACAAUGCACCCAUUGUGAAGUUCUGGUUCUACACUCUGGCAUACAUCGGCUAUCUGAUGCUCUUCAAUUACAUCGUGUUAGUGAAGAUGGAGCGCUGGCCGUCCACUCAGGAAUGGAUCGUCAUCUCCUACAUCUUCACGCUGGGAAUUGAGAAGAUGAGAGAGAUCCUGAUGUCAGAACCUGGCAAGCUGCUGCAGAAGGUGAGGGUGUGGCUGCAGGAAUACUGGAAUGUCACCGACCUCAUCGCUAUCCUUCUCUUCUCGGUGGGAAUGAUCCUCCGUCUUCAAGACCAGCCCUUCAGGAGCGAUGGGAGGGUCAUCUACUGUGUGAACAUCAUUUAUUGGUACAUCCGUUUGCUGGACAUCUUCGGCGUGAACAAGUAUCUGGGCCCAUAUGUCAUGAUGAUUGGGAAAAUGAUGAUAGACAUGAUGUACUUUGUCAUCAUUAUGCUGGUGGUGCUGAUGAGCUUUGGGGUCGCCAGACAAGCCAUCCUCUUUCCCAAUGAGGAGCCAUCUUGGAAACUGGCCAAGAAUAUCUUCUACAUGCCGUAUUGGAUGAUUUAUGGGGAAGUGUUUGCAGACCAGAUAGACCCCCCCUGUGGACAGAAUGAGACCCGAGAAGAUGGCAAGACAAUCCAGCUACCUCCAUGCAAGACAGGAGCAUGGAUUGUGCCGGCCAUCAUGGCCUGCUAUCUCCUGGUGGCAAACAUCCUUCUGGUCAACCUCCUGAUUGCUGUCUUCAACAAUACAUUUUUUGAGGUAAAGUCGAUAUCCAACCAAGUAUGGAAAUUUCAGAGGUACCAACUCAUCAUGACGUUCCACGAGAGGCCGGUUCUGCCCCCACCGCUCAUCAUCUUCAGCCACAUGACCAUGAUAUUCCAACAUGUGUGUUGCCGGUGGAGGAAACACGAGAGUGACCCAGAUGAAAGAGACUACGGCCUGAAACUCUUCAUAACUGAUGAUGAGCUCAAGAAAGUCCAUGAUUUCGAAGAGCAGUGUAUAGAAGAAUAUUUCAGAGAGAAGGACGACCGCUUCAACUCAUCCAACGACGAGAGAAUACGGGUGACGUCAGAAAGGGUGGAGAACAUGUCCAUGAGGUUGGAGGAAGUUAACGAGCGAGAACACUCCAUGAAGGCAUCGCUCCAGACCGUGGACAUCCGGCUGGCUCAGCUGGAGGACCUCAUCGGACGCAUGGCCACAGCCCUGGAGCGCCUGACUGGUCUGGAGAGGGCGGAAUCCAACAAGAUCCGCUCAAGGACCUCCUCAGACUGCACAGAUGCAGCCUACAUCGUCCGCCAGAGCAGCUUCAAUAGCCAGGAGGGGAACACCUUCAAACUUCAAGAGAGUAUAGACCCUGCAGGUGAGGAGACCAUAUCCCCAACUUCUCCAACCUUAAUGCCCCGUAUGCGAAGCCAUUCUUUCUAUUCGGUCAAUGUGAAAGAGAAAGGUGGGCUAGAAAAGCUGGAAAACAUUUUCAAAGAAAGGUCCCUGAGCUUACACCGAGCUACUAGCUCCCACUCAGUAGCAAAAGAACCCAAAGCUCCUGCAACCCCUGCAAACACCUUGGCCAUUGUUCCGGACUCCAGAAGACCCUCUUCAUGCAUAGACAUCUAUGUCUCUGCCAUGGAUGAGCUGCACUGUGAUAUAGACCCUCUGGAUAGUUCCAUGAACAUCCUGGGGCUGGGCGAGCCAAGCUUUUCAACUCUAGCGCCUUCCACAGCCCCUUCAAGUAGUGCCUAUGCAACCCUCGCACCGACAGACCGACCUCCAAGCAGGAGCAUUGAUUUUGAAGACCUCACUUCCAUGGACACUCGAUCUUUUUCUUCAGACUAUACCCACCUCCCAGAAUGCCAAAACCCCUGGGACACAGACCCUCCAAUGUACCACACCAUCGAGCGUUCCAAGAGUAGCCGCUACCUAGCAGCCGCGCCCUUUCUCCUAGAAGAGGCCCCCAUUGUAAAAUCCCAUAGCUUUAUGUUUUCUCCUUCAAGGAGUUACUAUGCUAACUUUGGGGUGCCUGUGAAAACAGCAGAAUACACAAGUAUUACCGACUGUAUUGACACAAGAUGUGUCAAUGCCCCUCAAGCGAUUGCUGACAGAGCCACCUUCCCUGGUGGUCUUGGAGACAAAGCAGAGGACUUAUCUUGUUGCCACCCCGAGCGAGAGGCAGAGCUCAGCCAUCCUAGCUCUGACAGUGAGGAAAAUGAGGCCAGAGGCCGGAGAGCUGCCAAUCCGAUCUCCUCUCAGGAGGCUGAAAAUGCAGACAGAACCCUAUCCAACAACAUCACAGUUCCCAAGAUAGAGCGCGCUAACAGCUACUCAGCAGAGGAGCCAAGUGCGCCAUAUGCACAUACCAGGAAGAGUUUCUCCAUCAGUGACAAGCUUGAUAGACAGAGGAACACCUCAAGCCUACGAAAUCCUUUCCAGAGAAGUAAGUCCUCCAAGCCAGAGGGCCGAGGGGACAGCCUAUCCAUGAAGAGAUUGUCUAGAACAUCAGCUUUUCAUAGCUUUGAGAGCAAGCACAACUAAACCUUCUUACCGUGUGUUGCAGGAGGCUCGAGAAUCCAGCACUAAAACUCUCCCCACGUCCACCUUGUCCCCCCCCCCCACUUCCUUGAGUUAUAUCCGCUUUACUCUUAGCUGAGCAAAACAUUGCCUUGGGAGAUGUUAACUCAAAGGUAACCUCUGGGCCACAGGUCAAGCAAGCAUUCCGUCUGGCCCAGGGCCAAACACAGGGUUUUCUGGCAUGUUCACAUUUGUUGGGAAGGGAGGGGAAAAGAGGACGGAAAGGGUUUAGAGAUGAAUGUGUGUCACCAGGCACCACAGAAAGCCACGAGCUCUGGGGAACGAGCUCAAGCAUUCUCCAUGCCGGCAGGCAUCUUGGGACUUCUGCCCUGUUACCAAGAGUUGAGGAGCCAGGGCUAAAAUUACAAAAUAAGAUAAAAAUAGCCAGCAUGCAAGAUGAGAUAUUCUAAACUUCCAUUCUGUUUUCUUUUCACAUUGGUUCCAUCACUGGUGACUGAUGAAGAACAUCCCUUUUAUUCAGUAUAAGCCGGCAGCAAGCUGUUCUACCUAACGUCCCACAUCCUUCUCAUGCCAACUCUUCUGUAAUUGGUCAUUAUAAAGAAAAACAAGGUAACAGUCAUAUAUACAGUUCGCCUGUCUCUUAUAUAUUCACUUCUGGUGCCACAACUGUUUAUCUCUCUAGAAGAAAAUAAGGGAACAGAAAUGCCUUUUUUUUUGGUCCUUUUUGUCUUGCAAUCGAAAUGAAAGAAGAGUUGAUAUUGAAAGCAAGAGUGAUAUAUGAUUUAUAAUAUACCAUGGGCAACCAAGUGUAUAGUCAAGCAAGCUCAGGACGAAUGUAACUAGAUAAUUUUAUAUUUUUAAGUUAUUUUGUAUCUCACCUGUCAUCAGUGAAUUCACUCAUCCAAUAAUAUGUAAUAUUGAACUUUAAGAAAAACAGCAAUGGGAAGAACUCACAUUACAUUGCCACGUGGGAUGUUGUUCUAGUCUCGCCAUCCAUAGUGUGUCCUGCUGCUGUGUGGCCUUCUUCAUUUGCAUGUCUCCACUAUGUCCUCCGAGCACCUCCAAGAUGUAACUGCCAAAUUCCCACACCACUCAUCACAUGACCAUUUUGUAUUUGAACACAUGGUUAUACGUGGAUAUUUUCAUACCUAGAAUUUAGCCAUCGAAUCUGGGCUCAGCAUAAACUUAAUUGGAGUUUCUCAAGGGCUGGUAUCUUUUUUAUGGAAAUGUUCCAAAGUACUUUUGUUUUGUUUUGCUUUUUUUCCAAGACAGGGUUUCUUGUUUGUAACAGCUCUGACUGUCCUGAAACUUACUUUGUAGACCAGGCUGGCCUCAAACUCACAGAGAUCUGCCUGCCUCUGCCUCCCUAGUCCUGGGAUUAAAGGUUUGUGCCACCACCGCCUGGCCCCAAAGUAUUUUUUGAGGAAGUUUAAAAACCAUAAAUAAUCUUAGACUUGACUAGGGGCUUGGCGUCCACCCAAAGCCAUCAGUUGCAGGCAGACCAUGAAUAUGUUUAUUUACAAAGUUAUAAAAAAGGUAUAGUAGGCCAAAAGAGAAAGCAAAUAUAGCUUAUGCAGAGUUCUAUAGUUUAUGCUGUUUAUGUAUACACACACAUGCACAGAUACAUGUUUAUAUACAGUAAUAAAGCAGACAGAGAAACUUCUUAACAGGCUUGACUUCCUGUCAUCUGAAGGUAUAGCCAAGAUUAUUUUUUAAUAUUGAAGAAGCUUCACUGGAAAAAGUUUCACUGUGCUAUUGGACCCACUGCUGAAAUUACAAUUUUUAGAAAGAUCUCUGUCUUUUUAAUCUUUUCUUACACUGAACAAGAACUGUCAAGGUGGCUCACCCUUGCCCUCUGCCUCCUCCUGUUUGGAAGCACGCACUAUCGUGACAUCUCUUUCACUCUGGUUUCUCUGGCAGGAAGCUAUUACCACCAAAUACAAUCCGAAUAGAUGUGUGAUUCCAAGCUAGUUUGUAUUACACAGCCUAGGAUGGAGGCAUAAGUUUCUAAACUAGAAUCUAGAUUUGAAGUGGAAUAAGAAAAUCUCAACCACAAAACUUUGGAUUCCUAUUUGGAUCACUGAAUAUUUUAAAAUAAUAAAGUCUUUAAGAAAACUAAUUUGGAGCCAGGAGUAGUGAUGAUGCACACACCUGUGAUCCCGGUACUUGGAGAGAUGAGGCAGGCGGAUGAGGAAUUCAAAGUCAGCCUCUGCUACACAUCAAGGUCAAGGCCAAUCUAGACUACAUGAGACCCUGUCACGAAAAAGGAAAAAAAGGAAAGAAAACAUAAAAAGAAAAAUAUUCUGAGGCUAGGGCUGGGGCUCACUUCCUUAGCAUACUCAAGGCCCUGUGUUCCAUACCUAGUGGAGGGGGGAGAGAAGGAGGAAGGGAGAGAGGAGAAACAGAAACAUGAUUCAUGUCCCUGGGCCCAGAUGCUCUCUGGUUCUUUUAACUGUAGCGGUAUCUCAUUUAGUGACAUCAAGUCAAUCCCUCACAAAACCUCUAGCCUAUAGCUAUAUAUAUAUAUAUUUUUCAAAGAACCAAGCUUUUCAUCCUAAAACAAGUGGCAAGCUCACAUACAUGUAGAAUCAGUUUUCAUCCUUGGUAUUUCGGUAACACCCAACCUCUUCGUUAAAAACUAUGCUGGAGACACAUCCUUAUUGAUCUCUCUCCCAACAGACAUGCAUUGAAUCCGAGAGUAAAUCGUUUGACUCUACGCUUCCUUGAGCCAUGAGUCCCUGUGAGCACCUCACGGAAGCUUUGAGCCCUGUCACCUCCCCCCCAAAUUCACACCCAUGUGAAGCUGCAAUGUAACUUUCAGGGGUUCAUGACUCCCCUGUUUCCACGGUGGCUGAUGAAGAGAGAGACCAUGUUCAUCAGCAGCCAAGCUGAAACAGGCACUAUACACUUUUAGACCAUUUCCCUGUGAUUCUUUGGAAGGCCAUGUCUCUGUGCUUCUGUUCCUUAGAGUAGAUACGGUUAGCUGGAUGUGGUUGGGCCACUUCCAUGACUUUGAUUAGCAAGGAUUCUCAAAGGCAGAGACUGAGGGAAUCCAUGGAGAAGUCCAAGGAAAUGGGUUUGUCAUCUGUGACCACAGGGCAGGUGCCAAGCACUGUGGGGCCUGGCUUGGGACCUCACUGGAAGCAAGGGAGAGAAAAAACAAGCCUGAGUGUCUCUGUUGGUUGUGACCACCUGAGAGAAAGAACGUGACCUGGGAAAGGAAACACGUAACAGUCCUGAGCUUUUGUUCUGCAUGAAAAUUAAGUGCUAGCCUCCUUGGUGAAGUGUGUGGAAUCUCUAAGCCAAAUGUCAACAACUUCAGACACAAACUGUGUAGGCCUCAUAAGCCAUCUCUUUCCUGUACGUGUGUGUGUGUGUGUAUGUAUGUGUGUGUGUGUGUGUGUGUGUUCUUUUCAGUCCCAUCUCCUUCCAUGUCUGGGUUCUCCGCACCAGUGUGGCAUCGAUUCUGUGGCCUUGUACAGACUGCUUGUGUUCAGCUCAUCCGUCCCACCAUGUCCCUGAUGGAGGGGACCUUGAUUACUUGCCUCGUGAAUUAAGCAGCUCACGAGCAGCCGGUCAUUGAAGACCAUACAUACAUAAAGUCAUAGAGGGCUCAAGGAAGAGAUAGCGUAUUUAAUCGUCUGCUUCAUAGGUGCCAACUUUUAUAUACUGCAAUGUGUAAUGAUUUCUUCUAAAUUGCUUGCUUGUUCCUUUUGGGGAAGAAACAAUGGAUGUUUUUAUAAAAAAAAUGGCCAUAUUUUAUAUUUACAGUUAGAAACGGAUAGAUUUGAAUGGAGUGCUAGAACGCAAGAGGAUAGUUGUCGUGGCCAGUUUGUGUUUCUGCAAGUCAAAGGAGGACAGUCGGAGUGCGGCACUUUAUAGACCUGGGUGUUUCUUUAAGGUUGAAGCUUCCAGGGCCAGCUAAUACUUAGCACUUUGAAAGUUCCCACUUUGAAAACAAUAUAUAUAUAUGCCAGAAUAAUGAAAUGGGGGGAGGGGCACUUGUGAAAACACAAAAUGUGUUUCUUCUGAAUGUUACAAAUGUAUUUUCAAAUCCGGUUUCUAUAGAUAACAUUAUGGUAGAUCACUGGAUAGUACGUUUCUUUUCGUCUUCCUGCAGCUGUACAGUCUAAUCUCCCUGGGUGUUUUGGGCUGUUUGAUUUCCUUAAAGAUAAUAUUAUCCAGUUAUCCAUCAUGCUCUAUCUAUAGGCUCUGCCAUGUGACAUGUUGGGCGAUGCUGUAUUAUAAAACACAUGUAAACCUAUCUGUAACCUGUGUUUAACCCAGCAUAGUUGUAGCAUGUGGUUGAAUUAAUGAACGUCACAGGACCGCUUUCUACUCAUUCAUAAAUCUGUAACAUUCAAUAAAGAAGCACAUGUGCAAGGAUUGAUGACGUUCCCAUUUCCGGUUAUUUGGCAGCUUCUGGCAAUGGGCGUUUUUGUUCCUGGUCUUCAUUAUGUUGCCCAUACUCCUCGGACUACUGUAAAAUGUUUGUGUAAGCUGAUGGCCAUCCUCUACCAGGUCCCGCUUGCUGUGAGAGGCAGGGUAUGGCUGUGCGAUGGACAAGCUGGCAUGUUAUUGCAAAAUACUAUAUAACCAAUGAACUUAAAUCUUUUAAACUCCAGUUGAAUCGGCUGUUUGUUUACGUCUGCGGACCCCGUGUGGAAGCCGUGUACAGUAUGUGAUGAAUACCUUCAUUCAGUAGCGCUGUCUGUUCUAGAUAAAGUGAUGCCAACGUUUAGGCGGCUGUAUACUUGGCCUAGAUGUUGCGUUCAACCCGCUAAUCCUUCCAAUAGCGAUGUGGCUUGACUGAAGUACCCCCUCUCCAGACUAAGUCUUAAUGUUGUGCCAGCACAACGCACGCUGUGCUUUAUGCACCAGUCUUGACUCUGUUUAGCGCACUUUAAUCUUUUACUCUUGACUGCUGCAGUGCUUAAAACAGUUAGGGGCCCAGGCAAACUGUUGGGCUUCUUUAACUGCGGCUUCUUUCUGGUUUCAGAAAUUAAACCAAGUAACCAAGGCUUCCUUUUGUUUCAAGUUUGUACAGCUCUGAACAAAUAAUAUAGCUAGAGUAUCCCCUGCAAGUCGCAAUAGCUAGGGCCCCAGAGAUGACAAAGCAGCACCACUCUGGAGUCCCAAGGUCUAGGUGCCGGGGCAUCUGUGGCAUGAAAGACAUGCCUUGGAUUCUUUAGGGCUUCCUGGGUGCAAAUUGCUCAACCGGAGAUGAAAGCCAAGGGUCCAUGGUGGCAGGACAGGAAUGCAUGGACGCGAUGGGUGAAUGGUCCCGCGCUAGUGGACGAGGACCCCCCCUUCUUGUCCUGUGCCUUUUACACCUGUGUGGGAGCUGGGUCCAGAGGUGGGAACGGGCGAUUGCUUGAUCAUCAGGUGACUCCAAAGAGUUUAUUCUUUAAAGAACUCGCAGUUCCAUGGUUACAAGCCAUUCAACAUCUGGAAAGGGAUGGAUCCAACUUGCACAGUCAAAAUGCUCCCAAAAUAAGCAGGGAAACCUUUUCUCUCCACCAGCUUUGCCCUGUGCUGUCUCUUGUAUCUACAAGUCAAGCAUUCUGUCUCUCAGAUUAGAGUCAAUAAAAGAAGGGGUUGGCUCUGAUUAAAGAAGAACAACUCUUUCUUUUCUUUUUCAAAUUAAUUGCAGAGUGUUAAUGUCGCCUUUGCUCUCGUGAUCUCUUUGCACUGAUUACCCCUAAUAAAAACCAAGAUGUUCCGAUUUCUGUGUGUCGUCUAAGAGGGGAUGGAGGUGACCAAGUCACCCCGAUUAAUCAAAAGAAGCGGUUUGUUUCCUAACUUUCCUGGAAUAACUGGCAACCUCUGCUGGCAGCACAUGGAUCCCUGCACUGGCAGUGGGUUUGGAAACUGAAACAAUGGACAUCUAUGUAGAUGCCCAUAGACUCUGGUGGGCAUCAGUGCCAGCCAUGACUCCAGCCCCUGGGGGGAGGCAGAUUCCUGAGGAAUGUGAGGCACAGGGUGAAAUCAGCCUUGGGCCUGGGGUUGCAGCCUUUUUUUUUUUUUUUUUUAGACCCUUUUCUUUCCUUUUCCUUAGUCUAAAGCUAGCUCCUUUUUUUUUUCUAUGUGUGUGAGACCAACAGACUCAUCCAUUACCUCAUAUGGACCCCCAAACAGUAACCCCAAACACUGACUACAUGGGAAAAGCCAGAUGUUCUGAAUUUGUCCUGGGUCUGGUUUCCCAGCUGACUUCACCUCCUCCCUCCACCCAAGUUCCUAACGUGGCUACUGUGCCAUCUGUCCCGUCUGAAUCUGAAUCGCCUGUCUGAAUCCUGCAAGGCUCUCUAUAUCUCUACCCAGUCACCUGCCUCUCCAUGAAGGGAUGACAAAUUCAAUCCAAGACCCAGAUCUAGAACACAAAAGAAUGGGCCUAGGAAAGACAAUGCAAGCAAAAUCUGUUGACCAUGAAAACAUGUAUGUCCCAACAGAAAGAUUCAGAUGUGGGCUUUCAAGCCCUGUGCUAGCCUCCCAGGUGUCUGCAUCAGGAUUCUCAAUGGCCAUGUCAGGGGGCCUCUGAUUUGAAGCCAAGCGGGGUCUGAUCCAUGACUCUCACACAGAGAGCAAACACAUCAAAUACACUCAAGAACUUCAAGUUGGGAGAAGCAGCUCACCCUAUUUGGGGUGACUCGUAGAUGACAUCCAUGUCCGUGGAGAGCAUGUUUUACUGGAUCCAAACACAGGACCAGUGUGAGGGAGACUGUGAGGAAGGAUGUUGUAGCAUGUGAAGACUUAACCUGCUUCCUGUCACUGGAGGUAUCUCACCUGAGUUUCUCUUGCUGCUACCACUGUGGAAGUCAGUCCGUGUAGUCAGUACCCUACACUCACAGCCAUUUCAUAAUGUACCACAUAGACUGUCACUUGUAAAUGAGUUAAUUAUAGUUUACAAUGGGGGGAAUUAUUCAGACACCAUUUUUUAAAUGAAUUCCUAUAAAUACAAUGAUUUUCAAGUUGGGUUUACUAAACAUACAUACAUCUUUUCUUCCUUUCAUGUAUGAUAGAAAGAGGUUUGCCUACCUACUGAUACUGGAUAUAUAUAUAUAAAUCCAGAGGCAUUGUUCUUUUUUAACGGUCUGUUAUUGGAUUCACAAUGCAC